Messenger RNA from Dissoconium aciculare CBS 342.82, 1182 nucleotides. Its product is annotated as P-loop containing nucleoside triphosphate hydrolase protein. Bases 1 to 1182 code for a protein of 393 amino acids. Gene Ontology annotation, molecular function: DNA clamp loader activity; ATP binding; DNA binding. NCBI's taxonomy places the organism in Eukaryota, Fungi, Ascomycota, Dothideomycetes, Mycosphaerellales, Dissoconiaceae. The transcript has a single exon. The record is from RefSeq and is a predicted model, not a curated record. Gene Ontology annotation, cellular component: Rad17 RFC-like complex; DNA replication factor C complex; Ctf18 RFC-like complex. Gene Ontology annotation, biological process: DNA repair; DNA-templated DNA replication.
AUGUCGGACUACGAAGACAACGAUGAAAUGGACAUUGAUGCGCCAUCCAACUCCAUUCAAUUCUCUUCCGCGAAGGACAAAGGCAAACGCAGCGCCGCCAAUCUUCCUGUCGAAGCCGAAGACAAUCUUCCAUGGGUAGAGAAAUACCGACCCAACUCGCUCGCCGACGUCAGCGGUCACCAGGACAUCCUCGCAACCAUCAACAAGUUCGUCGACACGAAUCGAUUACCACACUUGCUUCUCUAUGGCCCUCCAGGAACAGGCAAGACAUCGACGGUGCUGGCGUUGGCGAGGAAGAUCUAUGGGAAUCGGAACAUGCGACAGAUGGUGCUCGAACUGAACGCCUCAGAUGACCGAGGUAUCGACGUCGUGCGGGAACAGAUCAAGACCUUCAGCUCGACCAAACAGAUCUUCGCGGGAAGUUUCGACAAAUCGGCCCAGGACGACAUGGCGCACUACAAAUUGAUCAUCCUGGACGAAGCCGAUGCGAUGACGAGCACGGCUCAGAUGGCACUGCGAAGAAUCAUGGAGAAAUACACGGCCAACACGCGAUUCUGCAUCAUCGCCAACUACACACACAAACUGAGCCCCGCUCUGCUCUCGCGAUGCACACGCUUCCGCUUCUCGCCGUUGAAGAACGCGGACAUCCGGAGGUUGGUAGACAAAGUUAUCGUGGAGGAGAACGUCAACAUCGCCGCCGACGCCACGGAGAGCCUCGUGGCGCUGUCCAAAGGCGACAUGCGGCGCGCUCUGAACGUCCUCCAAGCCUGCCACGCCUCCUCCACACCCCUCCACAUCCCCGGCCAACCGGUCAAGGAAGGCACCGACGUCGUGCGGGAUCUGAUCACGCAGGAGACCAUCUACGACUGCAUCGCGGCGCCCCAUCCCGCCGACAUCGCCACCAUCACCCAGACUCUGCUCACCACGUCGAACGUCGGGUCGUGUCUCAGCACGAUCUCGACGUUGAAGAAGACGAAGGGCCUGGCGUUGGCGGACAUCCUCACGGCGUUGAGCGAGCAGUUGACGGAGGUGGAGGUCCCGGCUCAAACGAGGAUCGCGUGGCUGCAAGGGCUGGCGGAUAUCGAGUAUCGACUCAGCGGUGGAGGGAGCGAGGGACUGCAGACGGGAGGAUUGAUCGGAGUGGUCCGGUCGGGUGUGAGGUUGAUGGAUUCCAAGGCGUGA